Molecule: messenger RNA, 3088 nt
Organism: Neurospora tetraspora
Lineage: Eukaryota; Fungi; Ascomycota; Sordariomycetes; Sordariales; Sordariaceae
Exons: 2
Coding region: 1-2883 (960 amino acids)
Source: RefSeq, a predicted model, not a curated record
AUGGAUAGUUCAUCCAGUUCAUCCGGUUUAGAUUCCGCCAGAAACAACCCUCGGACCAAGCUGCCAUUCUACAACAAGUAUGUCGAACAUCAACGCAAGGCAGAGGAGAACAAACACAAGAGCCACUUGAGAUUUCGAUCAGGGUCCGUUUUGAUCACCGAUGGCGCCACGCCUACGGGCCGUCAGAUUGCCACCAUACUCAACAAAAAGGGGCACUACCGGAUUCAUGCCCUCUACCCGCCCGGCUAUUUUCCCAAAAAUGUUCCACCGAUGGAGCGGAAAAGGCUCGCAUAUCCCGUGGACAAGAUGCACUUCCUAACGCCGGUUUCGAGACACCGGAAUUACGUGUCGUGGUACGAUGCGGUCGUGGAAAUCUGCGUCAAGCACAAUAUCCACUACAUCAUACCGCAGCACGACACCAUGGCCAUCUUUGCGGCUCAUAUCAAGGAACUCAGGCGACGCGGUAUAUACGUCCAUACUCCCAGACUGACGUCGAUUCACUCCAUCGUCGACAAAUUGGCAAUGUAUCGCAUGUUGAGAGAUCUUGAGAUUUGGCACCAUCCCUGGGUCUUUCUCGGAAAGGAGACAAACUCUCAACAUACAAUCAUGCAGACUGCCGGCUACAUCAAAGAAUCAGGCAACUAUCCGGUCAUGUUGACAGACCGUACGGAAGGGUCGGAUUCCGUCUAUGUGCGCAUCGGGUCGAAGAAGGAGCUGGAAGACUACAUCCUCGAGGACGAACGCAAGAACGCAACGGAAUUCUUGCACCAGGCCCAGGGUAUCUUCAACAACGGCAAGCUGGAGAAAUGGCAUGGUUGGACCCUCCUCCCCGUGCAGCAAGAAACCACCUCACAUUUUCGCAAAACGUCGGCUUAUAAUCAGAGAGCAGUGCUGGUUCUGAGGGGAAUUGGGAUGCACUUAAACUGGCAUGGCGGCCUGAGUGUGACCUUCUGGCUGCCGAUGUACGAACCUGACGCCGAGCCCAGAGUGAUGAGGAUUGAUAUGGGUAUCCACGAGCCGAUGAACGCAUACUAUUCCGGAGUCGACCUGAUCGACGCACUAUUGGAUCUGAGACUUCCGGAGAAUUCAGGAACUGAGUGGGAGGACGGCCCCAGGUGGCAGGAUCCUGACCGCGCUUUUGAUAUGCCCGAGCAUCUCACCGAGGAAGAUGCUGCAGCAGACGAGACCGGGAAAGACGAAGUGAACGUUAGACAAGACGAGGUGGAGGCUAGGGGAAAGGAUGAUGACUCAAAACCCUUUCCCUUGCGAGUGAUGCUGGUGCCCAACUUUGACCCACCGACUCGUGGGCGUGACGUGCAAGUUCAAGCUACGGCAGAUGUCGACUCCAGCAAUGCAUCCAGACUGUCUCGCGCGGUUACCGUGGUAGCAUCGUCAGAUGACGGUCCUACUCCAUCUGACGAUGCUACUCCAGAGAAUAGCAUAAAAGACUGGCGCACGUUUCACACACUACGUACUUUCCUGGGAGUGGAGGGGCAUGGUGGCGAUAUUUCCGAGGAAGCAGAUCUAGGUAUUUCUGAGGCAGCACUCCCGAAUGGUGGGAGGUGCGAAUGGAAGACGGGCGUCACGACACGUCAAUUCGUUUUGGAAUCUGAACAAAGGAUCACGGAGAGUAGGGAGAAUUCCAUGCUGAAAAGAUUGACCACCGUCCUCGGCGAUACGACCUGGCGAAAGUCCAAAGAAGAGCACACCCCUUUCUUCUUGAACCCUUGGACAACCAGCAUUCGAAACGUGUUUAACGUGGCUAAACAGGUCAUCGACCUGUCAGUGAAGGGCAAACCGGGACCGACACUGUUAUCCACGCUCCUCCGCGACGACUGGCCACAGCCGAAUCCGAGAGGGCUGAGACGUGAUCAAUACGCCGACAUCUUUAAGACGCAUCUAUGGGACGGACCUACAAUGCCUGAUGGACCUUGGGGUCUCGCUCUUCCGGUGGGAUCGUACUACCACGCGAAGAGGUUCCGUGUUCACAGCCAAAAAGGUGUCCCUUCACGUAAUGUUGCCUACCAGUUCUUUGUCAGGCAGGGUCAAGACUACGAAACAGGCACUCUCCUCCCGUUGGGGCAUGUAUCUCCGAACGACCCCAACAAAAAAGUCUUUAGGACGCCCGUGAUGCUUCCUCCAAACCCCUUUGACCUUAUCUGGGUAGGCGAAAUGCCCGAGACUUGGAAUAGCUGGACCUUUGUUCCGGACCCUCAUCGACCACGCGACGGUGUGCUAAUUCCCUCUCACAAUUUGCCGAAAAAGAAGCACAUCGCCAUUCCCGAUGACCCUCAGACUUGGGAGAUGACACCAGGCCGAUGCUUCUUCUACCGUGGUAGCAGACACCAUGUUCCGUGUGGGAACCGACCUUACAGCUAUCGCAUGGAUGACCAUAUGCGGUACAAAUUCAACGACCGGAGGAGAAAGCUGCCUUAUCCUCCAGAGAACUUCUACUUUGUGGAUGUUACCCUCCGUCCUCCCGUUUCUCUAGAAGAUAGCUUUCGACCCAUUGUCCCACUGGACCGCGGCAUUCCUCGCACAGAUAUCGUCUAUUUCUAUCAUGCCUCCCGCAGUCGGCCGUACAUGGGUAUUUUUGUUCCUGCUGAUCACUACGAGUUGGUGCAAAAGCAGGCCUAUAACUUUCAUACCCCACCACGACUAGCACCUGUUCCGGAAUCACCACCGACAAGCUCGCUGAUCAGAUACAGUGCCUCUAGAGGUGUACAACGGAGUUCCCGUGGCGGUAGCGAGUCGGCCGAUCAAAGUCCGCGACUUGAUUCUGGAAGAGAUACCGAAGAGAGAGGGACGCCAACCGAGCCCGAACAGGAGCAAGAUACUGCGGAGGAAAUCCUAGGCAAACAGACGGACGAGACGGACGAGUGAGUGGUGGGAGUGGUUUGGAGGGUGUUAUCAUGCUGUAUCGAUCUCAGCUCCAUCACAGUCUUGUCUGCUUAUCUUUGUCAGCGUUUGGAGGUAUAGUUUCAGGUCCCAGUGAUAGAAAUAUUGAACAGCGAUCCGUUUUGUUUCCCACAGUAAAGCUCCCACGCGGUUUUCGUCCUGCACUGAGAUAUUGACUGUCCGAUGUUCU